Molecule: messenger RNA, 1399 nt
Organism: Chelonus insularis
Lineage: Eukaryota; Metazoa; Arthropoda; Insecta; Hymenoptera; Braconidae
Gene: Rlb1
Product: Rlb1
Exons: 2
Coding region: 94-1317 (407 amino acids)
Biological process (GO): maturation of SSU-rRNA
Cellular component (GO): 90S preribosome; nucleus
Source: RefSeq, a predicted model, not a curated record
GUUUGAACAAGCACAUGUUCUCACGUGCACAUAAUUCUCAUUUAUGUUUUCUAAAUAAACUUUUAAGAUAUAAUCUUAAUAUUUUAUUGAACAAUGGAGUACGACAAUACCAAAAAAAUUGCUAUAAACAAUCAUAUUGUUUCACUCAGACAUGCAGUUCGUAAAGCACGUGUUGGAGUGAUUUGGAAACUCAGCAAAGAAAUAAAACAUCUAAAAUCAAGACAACAUGGAGAUGAGAAAAUAAUUAAGAAGUGUCAUCGAAAAGCUGAAAAAUUUAUCAAAGAAGUUCAUCUAUUAAAAAAAAUUAAAGAUGAUGAAGUAACGAGAUUUGCUAUCAUGAAUUUUGAAAUACUACAAGAUACUUCAUCCGAUAAGAAGAUUGAUUUAAAAACAGAAGCAAUACGAAGAUUGGCUUCUCACAAAGCUUUAAAGAGCAAAAUAGAAGAAUUGAGAAAAACUUAUCCAGAUUAUCAGAUUUAUUUACAAUCAAAAAAUUCUAAUUUAUCGGUUUCAUCAAAUGUAAAAGAUAAAACAAAGUUAGAGCCGACGAUAAAUAAUGAGUGGGAAGUACAAGAUGUUUCUGAUGUUACAACCGAAGUAGAAAAAACUAAUGAUAGUACAGAAAAAAUAUCUAACGAAUCAAUGGAUACAAAUGAAAGUAUUACAGAAGAGGCCAGUGAAUCAAUUAACAAAUCCGACACAGUAAUAAGAAAGAAAAGUAGCACAAAAAAUAAAGACAAGAAAAGCCCAAAAUGUAUAAUAGAUAGCUUUAAAGAUGAUACAUCCGAUAAACUAUGUAAAGAUAAAACUGUUAAAAUUAUUAGUGAAUUAGCAGAAGUGAAAAAACUACAUAUAACUGAUAAUUCUAUAAAACCGGAGGAAGUUGUAAAACAAAAUUUUAUCCUUAAUAGUAACAGUAAUCAAGAUGAAGGAAAUGAAGUAAAUAGCAAUAAAAUACAAGUAAAUCGAGAAAUUGACUCGUUUUUCUUGACGGGCAAUAAUAAUGAAAAUUAUAUGUCAAUUGCUGUACCUGAAUCACAGACUUCUAACGAUGAGAGAAGAUGGAAUGAUAAUACCGAUAAAUUUAAUCAUAAGAAAAAACAUUUUAUAACAAAUAUACGAGAGCAAGAUAAAAGAAAUAAUCGUUUCAAUAUUAAUGAGAAUACAAAUCGACGAAAUAGACGUGAUAAACAACAAAUAAAAAGUGUUUCUACUGAUAAAGCUGAAUUACAUCCAUCCUGGGCUGCAAGAAAAAAACAACAAGACAUCAUGAAGGUAGCAUUCCAAGGGAAAAAAAUAAUUUUCAGUGAUGAUUAAAAUGAAACAUUCAUAUCUUAUUUAAAAUUAUUUUAAAUAUUUUAUAAACAUAUGAAAUAAAUUAUUAUUUAAAUCAUAAAAA